This is a messenger RNA of Trichosurus vulpecula (common brushtail), 927 nucleotides long. It is a transcript of the gene PLCXD1, whose product is annotated as phosphatidylinositol specific phospholipase C X domain containing 1. Gene Ontology annotation, biological process: lipid metabolic process. The transcript is spliced from 6 exons. Bases 1 to 927 code for a protein of 308 amino acids. Lineage: Eukaryota; Metazoa; Chordata; Mammalia; Diprotodontia; Phalangeridae. Gene Ontology annotation, molecular function: phosphoric diester hydrolase activity. The record is from RefSeq and is a predicted model, not a curated record.
AUGGGUGCUACCAAUGCACAAUGGAUGUCUGAGCUGCCUCCCAAACUGUGGGACAUCCCACUUCACCAUCUUUCCAUUCCAGGUAGCCAUGAUACAAUGACCUACUGCUUGAAUAAGAAAUCUCCAAUCUCCCAAGACAAAUCAAAGCUCCUGCAGGUGUUAAAUAAGGUGAUUCCCUGCAUCACCCGUCCGAUGAUAUUUAAAUGGUCGACGACGCAGGCACUGAAUAUAAAUGAACAGCUGGAUGCCGGAAUCCGGUAUUUUGAUCUGAGGAUUGCUCACAUGAUCGAUGGCUCUGAGAAGAAUUUGCACUUUGUACACCUUGUAUAUACAACAGCCUUAGUGGAGGAUACCCUAACAGACAUUUCAGAGUGGUUGCAGAAUCACCCUAAGGAGGUGGUGAUAUUGGCCUGCAGGAAUUUUGAAGGAAUGACUGAUGAACUUCAUCAGUAUCUUGCCACCUGUAUUAAAAACAUUUUUGGAAAAACACUGUGUCCCAGAGGUGAAUUGUUGACACUGAAGCAACUGUGGACACACGGUUACAGGGUUAUUGUCUCAUAUGAAGAUGAAACUACUGUGCAAAGGCACAAGGAGCUGUGGCCUGGAAUUCCAUAUUGGUGGGGGAAUAAGGUGAAAACAGAUGAUCUGAUCUGUUAUUUGGAGUCGAUGAAAGAAUUUGGACGCCCAGAUGAAUUGUUUGUUGCAGGGAUUAACCUUACUGAAAACUUUCAAUAUAUUCUGGGCCAUCUAUCUGGAUCACUGAAGAAGAUGACUUUGCCUAACCUCCCAUACCUGAAUGAGUGGGUUCGGAAACAGUGUCCUGGGCCAGGGACAAAGUGUACCAAUAUCAUUGCUGGAGACUUCGUAGGAUCUGACAGUUUUGUCAGUGAUGUCAUUGCUCUUAAUCAAAAACUUCUUACAGAUUGA